AAAUGCCAAAUGCCAGUUCCAAGUGAUUAUUCUUUAUCAUGUCGUACUGGUAUUAAUGGUGUGUGAUAUGAUGAAGACGAGAUGAGAUAUUAUCCUUCAUAAGAGACUGAGUACUUUCUUUUAUUUUAUUUCUAUUUCUUCGGAGAACAAAGAGAACUCAAAAGAGAGAAAAGAAAAAAUGGAGUCGAGAAUUCUGUCAUCUGGAACUAACCCAUUUUCCAGUACUGGUUUGAUCAAAUUGAGGAAACCCAUUAGACAAACCAUCACUAGUUCCAUCAUAUCAACCAAGUCACCAUUAUCAUCAUCAUCUAUUGGAGAUGUCAGUGGUGGUGGAAAUCUUAUUUGGGGAAGACAACUUCGAUCAACUUAUUUACUUCUCGACAAACCUCAGCCAUUUUCAUCAGCACCAUCAUCCAAAAGAGAACUUGCUAAACCAGUUUGUGCUACCAGCGAUUCAGCCGGGGGAGCUAAAGUUGGGUUUCUUGAAAAAUAUCCAUUUCUAGUUACUGGUUUCUUGUUCUUCAUGUGGUAUUUCUUGAAUGUGAUAUUCAACAUUCUCAACAAGAAGAUUUACAACUAUUUCCCUUACCCUUAUUUCGUAUCAGUUGUUCAUUUGGGAGUGGGUGCCAUUUACUGUCUAAUCAGCUGGGCUGUUGGUCUUCCUAAACGCGCUCCUAUGGACGGGAACCAACUCAAGUUACUAAUUCCUGUCGCGGCUUGCCAUGCUCUUGGUCACGUGACCAGUAACGUCUCGUUUGCUGCAGUUGCAGUCUCGUUUACCCACACAAUCAAAGCUCUCGAACCCUUCUUCAAUGCAUCCGCUUCUCAGUUCAUACUUGGACAACCAAUACCCAUUACCCUAUGGCUAUCCCUAGCUCCCGUUGUCCUUGGUGUGUCCAUGGCAUCACUAACUGAACUAUCAUUCAACUGGUUGGGAUUCAUUAGUGCCAUGAUCUCAAACAUCUCCUUUACCUACAGGAGUAUCUACUCAAAGAAAGCUAUGACCGACAUGGACAGUACUAAUCUCUAUGCCUACAUUACAAUCAUUGCACUCUUUUUCUGUAUUCCACCAGCUAUUCUCAUUGAGGGGCCAGUCCUGUUGAAAUCUGGUUUCACUGAUGCAAUUGCUAAAGUUGGUAUGGUUAAGUUUGUUUCGGAUCUUUUCUGGGUCGGUAUGUUUUACCAUCUUUACAAUCAGCUUGCAACCAACACCCUUGAGAGAGUGGCACCUCUUACACACGCAGUUGGCAACGUCUUGAAGCGUGUAUUCGUAAUUGGUUUCUCAAUUGUAAUCUUCGGCAACAAGAUUUCGACCCAGACAGGUAUCGGAACAGGUAUUGCAAUUGCUGGUGUGGCUCUCUACUCAUACAUCAAAGCCAAGAUUGAAGAAGAGAAGCGGCAAGCAAAGGCUGCUUAAGAGGAAGCAGACCAAUGAGCAGAAGGAAAAACCAGUUCAGGUGUAAAUGGCAGUUUCAGCUGAUUACCUAUUCAGGCACCUAUUGUAAUUGUGAAGUUCUCACUUGAUUUUUUUCCCUUUCUUUUUUCCAUCUACGUCUGUGUUUUUCUGUUUUCUAAUUCCAAUAAUAUAGCUGAUUCAACCAUCAAUUGUGACCAAAAAUAGAAACUCUCUAUUUCCAUUAAAACUUGAUGUUGGAAGCUAGAAAACUGUGUUUGUCUGAUGGUAUUAAAAUUGUGGAUAGUGUAUUUCUAGGAAAACAAGAAUUUCCUUCGCGGAUUA
Papaver somniferum (opium poppy) is the source of this 1738-nucleotide messenger RNA. Its product is annotated as triose phosphate/phosphate translocator, chloroplastic-like. Gene Ontology annotation, cellular component: membrane; Golgi apparatus. NCBI's taxonomy places the organism in Eukaryota, Viridiplantae, Streptophyta, Magnoliopsida, Ranunculales, Papaveraceae. Gene Ontology annotation, biological process: transmembrane transport. The record is from RefSeq and is a predicted model, not a curated record. Bases 179 to 1417 code for a protein of 412 amino acids. The transcript has 12 exons. Gene Ontology annotation, molecular function: antiporter activity.